This is a messenger RNA of Amoebophrya sp. A25, 1034 nucleotides long. The record is from the annotation of a GenBank genome assembly. NCBI's taxonomy places the organism in Eukaryota, Dinophyceae, Syndiniales, Amoebophryaceae.
GUUAGAAGUCGUUGCUGCGGUGGCCCAUUCCGGUUUGCAAAGCGUUGUCCAGGCUGCGAUGGGAAGUUUGUCCGCAACGACUGGUAUUGUCCGACUUUCACAUGCAAAGUUCGGGGAGAAAAAGAUCGUUUCCAGUGUCUGGAUCGAAAGCUGCUUUGGUUUGCGCGAUUACAUGCCGGAGCAACUCGCUGAAAAUAUCGUCUUCGACAUGAUCCGAGGAGAGAAGGGAACUGCCUUCGCGGAUGACGAUGAGGUGGCAGAGCUUCUACCAGGGGAAGGAGGAGCUCUUUCAAGGGGGAAUACCUCUAGGCAACCCUUUGGUGCAGUGACAUCGACAACUAGCACAAAUAUUAACGUCUUGAUGAACAACUCUAGUAGUAGUAGUAGUAGUGCAGGUUCUACCGGGAUAAACAGUGCUGCGCCAGGAGGUGAGAACAUGCUAGUUCUAGCGCCAAACGGAACAGAAGGAGGAUCAACAGGGGCUACUGCAUUCAACAGUACGCUAGUCGAAAAGCCGCCCCAAGUAUCACCUCACCAACAAGAAACAUCUGUUGUGAUGAAGAAAAAGGCUUCUCCAGUGAAGAUUGACGACCCAAACAACUUCAUUGUGCCACCGGAGGAUGAGAACAAAAAUGGAAUUUUCAAUUACGGCUAUCAGAAAUUCAUCUUUACGAGUUUUCCUAGGUGGAACGUUCCCCUAGGCGGAACGAAAGAGAGUACAGGGAUGUUCUGGAAGGUGGAUUUCUGUUACAACACUAUCCUCUAAUGUAAAGGUAAGAUUGUCGCUGUGUACUCCCACGACCGGGUACGAUUGAAGAAUAUUACGGCGUUAUUGGUGAGAGAAGGCUGCGCCACGGUGGCCUGUGGAAAGCGAAUAAUCGAUGUGCAAGAUAAAAUCUCCUACUUCGUCCUCGAAAAUGGCACAGCACCUUCAAAAGCAUUACCGAACGUGGAUAAGGUGCAUCUUCGGAAAGACAGAGUCGUGUCCUUCCUCUGGGUAAAUGCCAGCUUACAUGCGGGGAAACUUUUGGGGC